AUGUCGCACCCCCAGGAUGCCGGCUCUCCGGUGCCUCCAGCCCACCGCAAUCGAUUCCCAACGCUCUUCGAAGUCCUUAGUAGGACAACCAGGCCACCGCUGGAUCUCUUCUCCUUCUACAUCUACAUGCGCGACCAGCAGCGCUCUGUCGACUACUUGGACUUCUGGCUUUACGUCCGACGGUUACACAGGAGCAUGAUAGAAGAAACUCCUGAUCUCGAGAAAAACAGUAGGCGUUCAUCCUACAUGUUGAACAACGCUGGAGAAGGCCCUUCUAACGAGAAAGGUGACAAUCUGUCUGACCAGCGCUUGUCCGCCUUUCUUCGUUCCGACCGCGGCAGCCGCAACCACUCGCCACAAAACAGUCAGGGUAGCAAUCAGAGCCGAGAGUUCCCGCGUCCAAGCCUGAACUUACUAGACACUCCGGGUGAUUCCAGCUCACCCGGCCAGAACUCGUCCACUGAUAACACUCAGCCUAGCAGAGAGGACCUGCGCGCGUCGGCAGAGAAGAUUCUCUACACGUACUUGCUCCCUGGGUCCGAGCGGGAAAUAAUAAUUCCCCAGAGUAUCCUGACCGAGGUUCAAGAGGCCAUAGAAGGGCCAGAGCAGCGUGCGGAUCCCGAGCUCUUUGACAGUGCCAAAGACUACGUCUUCCAAGCCAUGGAGCGCGACGCAUACCCAGGUUUCUUGCAGAACAAGGGCCUCGGCAACCUUGUGCCCCAGAGCAUGAUGCUCCGUCUCAUAGUAGGACUGAUCAGCUUCUUUGCGGCCAUGUGGACGUCGUUCAUCCUUAUAUUCCUUGACAAGUCAAGAAGCACGCGCUGCUGGAUCAUCCUCCCAUUCACUAUCGCCAUCUACCUCAUCUUCACGCACCAGUACAUGCUUGACCCAAUCCUCGCCCUGGCUGGAUUCAGCGAGUACACCUUCUUCGAUUUCAACCGCAUCAGGGAGCCAUUCGUCAAGAAGACGCUGAACAGGCGCUCCAUUACUGUCAUGGUCAUGUUCCUGGCUGUCACGGUAGCUGUCUGCUGCCUCUUCAUCUUCGUUCCAGGCAAGCGCCUGUAA
Molecule: messenger RNA, 1065 nt
Organism: Alternaria arbusti
Lineage: Eukaryota; Fungi; Ascomycota; Dothideomycetes; Pleosporales; Pleosporaceae
Exons: 3
Coding region: 1-1065 (354 amino acids)
Biological process (GO): intracellular protein localization
Cellular component (GO): plasma membrane
Source: RefSeq, a predicted model, not a curated record